UGUAAACAAACAACGAACGCAGAAAAAGAAAAAGAAGAAGAAGAAGAAGGUGUUGCUGGUGUUUCCACUCGAAAGGGCCAUCGUCGGUGAUUGCAGAGAUUUACCGUUUGUGUAGCUGAUAAAGAGGCCCGCCCGGGCACAUUGCUAAUCGCUUAAAGCGCAAGAGCCUCACCAUGUCAAUUACCGAGAAGGACCUGUACCGCGACACACCUGUGCGAUAUUUAGGAUACGCAAACGAAAUCGGAGAAGCGUUUCGUCCGGUGAUAAAGAAGAUAUUCGUACACGCUAGCUAUGCGGUCGCGAUCAGCUACGUGCUGGCGGAUACGGGGGAUAAAUCGAAGAAGCAGUACGAAAAACCGGAAAUACUCGGGGGAGGCUUUCGCGGCGCCGCCAUUGCAUCGGGCGAUACUUUGCUGUGGCAAAUGUUUGCCUCCGUUAUCAUCCCGGGAUUCACCAUCAAUCGCUUCUGCUGGCUAUCGAAGAUGGCACUGAAGGCGAACAAAGUGAAGGGCCCGGUAGGAAAGUGGGGACCAACGAUGCUUGGACUACUCGCCAUCCCGUUCAUCAUACACCCGAUCGAUAAUGCGGUUGACUAUGCCAUGGACAACACCUACCGGAAGUACGUGAAGUAGUCCACGUUCACGUGACAGUUUCUCGUCACAGGGAUUGUGUUAACUUGCCUACACCUAGAUUUCACGCUCAAAUAGUGGUAGCUUUAAUUCAACGUGUAAGACGGGUUCGUGCCAACGGUUACUGGAAACACUAGGAAUAGUCUAGCCAUCUAAGUUCACGACGCACAACGACGUUGUUUAUUUACACUUUUAGGCGUGAUGUUAAUCACUCUUGCUGCGACUACUAGAAAAAAGCGUUGUGCUACCUUUAAGCCUUGAGUGAAUGGACUAUUUUAACACUAGUACGGUGUUUUAUUGCCGACAAUAAUAAAGGAUACUGUUGCUACGCAAU
Molecule: messenger RNA, 963 nt
Organism: Anopheles aquasalis
Lineage: Eukaryota; Metazoa; Arthropoda; Insecta; Diptera; Culicidae
Product: mitochondrial fission process protein 1
Biological process (GO): mitochondrial fission
Cellular component (GO): mitochondrion
Source: RefSeq, a predicted model, not a curated record